AUGGAGAGUAUCAAAGAAAAUCCACCGAUAACAAAUCCACCUCCAAAGCAUCCAUCAACAGAAGAUCAACUACCACUAGUCGAAAUCAAAGUGUUCCACAACGAACUCAAAUUCGGUUCAUCCCAUUGUCUUUUAAGACACCAAGGUGAUUUUUUCUUCCUCAAAAAGGAGCAGAGAAUCAUAAUGAAAGACAUCAACAAAAACUAUGAGGAUUCUGAGAAGUCUCCAGAAUAUAAACAAGGAUUGGUUGAUCAAUAUAGAAAAGAUCGUCAGUGGUACGUUUUUGGAAACCAGACAAUGAUGGAUAAAGCAGUUGGAAAUCAAGAAGGGAUAUUUAUUGAGUUUACUGAAGAUGUCAUUGAAAGUCAGAAUGGAAUUUUCUUGAAAUUAUUCCGAGAUGAUAACCCUCGCUGGAAAAAUGAAAACGACGAAAAGUUGAAGACCAUUUUAAGAAACCUACUGACCUCUUUUAAUGAUAUCGAAAUGGAAAAGAAAACUUCUCAGCCACUUGAAACUGGAAGUGUUAAGAAAGGAAACCCAAAGGUGCUCAGGUCAAACAAAAAUAACAAAAAACAAGAUGGUACAAAGGAACCUGAUAACAAAGGAGUGCCGCCACAAAAGUCGAUUGAUGAAUCGGUUUUACCAUCAGAUUUGAAUAACAACGCACGAAAAACUCUUGAUGGAAAGGGUAGCGACCAGAAAAGAAUGUGGUUUCAUCGACGAAACAAGAAAAAGAGUCACCAACCUGCCAAAGAAAAUGAUUCUCUCUAUCAAGAGCAAAUAGCACCGGAACCGAUUCCACUCACCGAAUAUCAAUCGUGUCGCAAAAAUAGCGUUAUAAGAGCAUCUCAACUGUCACUAUGCUCACAAGCGUCAUCUACGAAGAAUAAAUCGAGAAAUCAAAGAAAGCUUUAUUACAGAAACCAUAUCAAAGAAGAGAAAAAAGAACACGACUGUCCUCCCAUCGGGGAAGGCUCAACAACAAGUAAAAGUAUCAAAAGUACUAAAAGUUCCCGAAAUGCUCGUGUCAAUGAUAAGAAAGAAGAUUCUACAGCCAAAAGAAUCACAAACGAACCUAAUUUGGUUCCGGAAACGGAGUAG
Caenorhabditis remanei is the source of this 1101-nucleotide messenger RNA. RefSeq lists its product as uncharacterized. NCBI's taxonomy places the organism in Eukaryota, Metazoa, Nematoda, Chromadorea, Rhabditida, Rhabditidae. The record is from RefSeq and is a predicted model, not a curated record. The coding region runs from base 1 to 1101 and encodes 366 amino acids. The transcript has 8 exons.